AUGAGCAGCAGCAGAAGAACAAGCAGCAACAGCGGCAGCAGCAGCAGCAGCGACAGGGGUAGCACAAGCAGCAACAUCAGUGGGGAUAGCAGCACAAAUAGCAGCAACAGCAGCGCCACCAGCAACAGCAGCAGCAGCAGGAGCAGCAGCAGCAGGGGCAGCAGCAGCAGCAGCAGCAGCACGCUGGCAGAAACAGCAGCAGGGGCAGCAUCAGUUCUAACAUCAGCCCAGCAGCAACAGCAGCAGCAGCAGCAGCAGCAGGAGUAG
This is a messenger RNA of Eimeria mitis, 267 nucleotides long. RefSeq lists its product as uncharacterized. The coding region runs from base 1 to 267 and encodes 88 amino acids. Lineage: Eukaryota; Apicomplexa; Conoidasida; Eucoccidiorida; Eimeriidae. The transcript has a single exon. The record is from RefSeq and is a predicted model, not a curated record.